Messenger RNA from Paramuricea clavata, 6201 nucleotides. Lineage: Eukaryota; Metazoa; Cnidaria; Anthozoa; Malacalcyonacea; Plexauridae. The record is from the annotation of a GenBank genome assembly.
CUGCAAUUCAACAAUUUGUGAACAAGUUGUGAGUGACAACCUUGUAGCAACUUGAUAACAGAACUGUUACAACUUGUUGACAAGCUUGCUACAAGCCUGUUGCGAACACAUCUUGUUGACAAGUUGUGAUAUUUUUACGUGUGUAAAUAGAAAGGAAGUCUCAACCAGUGAUGUCCAAGAUUGUAUUUAAUAAUUCCCAACAGAUCUAGAAACAAAAUGUAUUAUUUUUUUCAGCGCCAUUACGAUGCUAUAUUUGUGUAACUGACUACGAAGAUAGUACACAAGAUCCCGGAUGUUCCAUCUCUAAUCCUAAUGUUUUAAUCCGCGCAUGUGCUGUACAACAUGGCUUUGACCGCUGUAUUUCCUAUCGAGCCCGCAAUACAAGGACGGGUAACGUAGUAUUUCGACGACAUUGCGCAACUCGGGAAAUGUGCGAAUAUCAAUGUUUGUUUUCUCAUCAUACGAACUGUGAAAAAGCGUGUUGCCAUGGAGACCUAUGUAAUGAAGUCAGUUUUGGUGGAUAUAAAGGAACUACAGGAAAACCAGCACUAUCAAGCACCAAGAAAUACACUCAGAAUCCUACAACACCCCCUAGGAGUGAUUCUACUAAGGGCUCUCAAUCCACACGUAACCCUACAGUAACCCAGACGACCACAGAUGCUCCAGUUACCACUCACAAAGUCUCCACCGCUGAAGGGGGACCUUUAGUGGGAGGACCUCCCAGUAAGCUAUCGUAAAUCAACCGCCGGGAGCAUAUUUAGUUCUGGCAUGUUGGGGGGGGGGGGAGGAGCUUACUUGAGAGAUGGUGUUUGCCCCAGUGGGGUAUACUUUCGCUUUAGCAAAUCAACACAUAUAAUAGAAAUGGCAGGUGAUGAGAAGCUUAGCUACCAAAAGUAUGUCACGUCUCCAUCAACUUUAGGACUUAUUGCAAACAAAGUGAACUAACUCUCUCCAACAAGGCUACCACACGUAUCGUCAACAUAUUUUCUGUUCAUAGUAACAUUUAUUUUCUGUUCACAGCAAGACCUGGUUGUCAAGACUACAGAGAACAAUGCGCGGAAUAUGCAGCCUACCCGGGUUACUGUCAGUACACUAGAGCCUUUAUGUUAUCCAACUGUCCAUGGAGUUGUCGAUUUUGUGGUAUGUUGCUUGUGUGGUGGGGGGGGGGGGGGGGGGCGCAAGGCAUAAUUAUGGGGAUGUUGAUGGUGUACAUUGCGUGCUAUCUUCACGUACGAAAAUAUCUCUCUUUAAACUUCACCCUUAUCACAGCCCUAAUUCUAUUGUGCGGGAAACAUGAUAAUAUAACCGUACAAUGCUCAGUGCAUGUGGCUUCCGGAAACAUGAAGUUGUCCGACAAUAGUUGUCCGUCGUUUUUAUUCAACUCAACAGUCAACACUACAGAUUUUCUCCAGUUUCUUCCUGAAGAACUAACACCGCACCAAUAAGGAGGGACGGUCCUUACUAUCCUGUAUAAAUCAGUUAGGUUUCCUCCUGUAGGAACACUGAAUCAAUGAGGGAUUCAUCUUACAGCAUUAUAGACGGGGAGAUAGUUAAAUAUCCUGCAUAAAUUGUUCGCUUUCCUGUGUUUGAUUCCAAGUUAACUGCACGUGUUUUUAACGACAGUUGAUGGUACAACAAAAGCGAGCACUAAAAGUCCACUACGUACCACCACCACGAGUCCCACCACUCAAGGUGUCAGAACGACGAGCAAUGCCGGGAACGGAGGAGUUGGUGGCCCUACAGGUUAGUACAGAAAUCCUUCGCGAGAAUCAAUACAAUCAACACAAUGACACAAUCAAACGACAUCUUUUGCCCACACGGAUCCAACUGGUCAUACAAUACAAUGCAAUGCAAUGCAAUGCAAUGCAUGGUAAUUGGUCGUGCUAUUGUGUGUGAUUAUUAUGGAGCAAUAAAUUGUCUUGUCCUGCCCUGUACUGUCCUGUCCUGUCCUGUCUAUGUUAAUCAACCUGCAUCCAAAUUGGUUAAAGACAAUACAUUUCUAAAGGUUUGAAUAAUACAAAUCAUUAAGAAUUUGCAUAGCAUCACCUGUUGUAAUGGCUGGGAUCAUUCAGCCGUGCAGUGGCGAAGCUACCCCCUGGUUGAAUAUCGGUGCAAUAUUAGCCGGCUGGUUACCCGGGAUGAUUCGUUUAAUAAAGCUCUUAUCACGGCUUUGAUAAACAUCCAAAACGACAUUUCAAAAACUCAUUAAUAAUUCAUGAGGAAAACCGACAAAGAAAAAUCAUAAGCGUGUCUCGUAUCUUUAUAUGCGAUAGAGAUUUCCCUUGAUUGGACCAGAUUGGAAAAAAAGUUGUAACUUUAUCUGUUUAUCCUCAAUAAAUAAAGUGUUAUUAUUAUUAUUAUUUAUAUAAACUUUAACUUUGAUUUUCUCGACUUACACAACGUAUUUUUUGAAAAUUACUUCGCCAAUGAACUUACUAGAUCGAUCGUUUUUGAAGCAAUUUAAAACAUUCGCAGUGCGUGUUUUAUCAGACCUAAAGAUACUCGGCUUCGCCUCGUAUCUUUACAUCUGAUAAAACACUGCUGCUCAUGUUUUAAAUAGUAUUUCAAAGUUGAAUUAACUCAGUUUGAUUCCAGUAACAAUAUAAAGUUCAUUCAAACAAUCUUUUAUGGACAGGAAACCAUUUUCGUGACACGAUUCAUCGCGGCCAGCCUGGCUCAUGUGAACAGCGCGUUAGCUACGGGUAGAUAUACUGGCUAACUACGGCAGCUACCGUGCUAAUAAAUAAAUAAAUAAAUAAAUAAAUAAAUAAAUGAUAUUUCUUAAACCAGGUUGCGUGGACGCUCGUGUACGAUGUGUUUAUUUCGCAAAUGUUGAUGGAUAUUGUGGGUAUCAUCGUGGCUUCAUGUUAACCUAUUGUCCUAGAUCUUGUAAUUUUUGUGGUAAGAAUAAGAAAUGAUAGUUGGAGGAACUCUGUUUGCACCAGUGGCAUAGGAACUGCGGGAAGGGCGGGGGUAUGGGGUACAUGCUCCCAUAAUUAUCCUCUAAGUGCCUCUUCUCCAGAGAAAACAACGGCAAAAGUGUCGUUUUCUAAUGGAAAAGACACACAGUGACCUUUGAAUUUUAAUUGCUUCCUCCUCUCUUGGGAUGGUUGUAUAAAAAUGUUUGUUACCAAUCAAAAUCUCACAAACAAAGGAUCACUUCAAAGACUAUUUUAUUCUAUUUGAAUAUAGAUCAAGUACAGUUGCCUGAAUCACCGGUUAAAAUCACAGACAAGCCAACUACGAGUAAGUUCAUGUGUAGUACAAAACAACAAAUGGAGGUGCAAAGAUAGACAUUUAUUUUAUUUCUUUAUGCAAUUCAAGGUGAACCAGAAAUAAACGUCGACGAUCUAUUUCGACCAAAGCCAACUCCGUUUGGACCUGGAGGGGAAGGUAGGGAUAUAUAUGGACAGAUGUCAAAUACCGUCCAGAGAUCCUGUUUUACACUGCUGAGUUAAACAUGGUUAGAUCAUGCAGAAGUAGUACAUGUUCUUGAAUGUGAGCUACCCUAAUGUGACCUGAUGUUGUACAGAACUGCAAUGCUGAGUUAAGUAUGGUUAGAUCAUACACAGGUAGUACAUGUUCUUGAAUGUGAGCUACCAUAAAGUCAUCUCAUGUUGUACAGAACUCACUGCUGAGUAUGGUUACAGUAGCUUACAUGCAACAGCAAACCAUGGCUACUCUACUGUUCGUUCAAAUAAUUCUAAGAAAAAUCUUUUAUAGAAUAUGAGAUUCAUUUAAACAAUGGAUGUAUCGACUUGAGAGAAAACUGCACAUUUUACGCCAAAACAUAUGACGAAUACUGUGACUACAACAAAGAAUUUAUGAAGAUAUACUGUCCUUUCUCGUGUGGAUUCUGUGGUAUGGGAUUAUAGAAAUAUAUAUAGGCUUUAAUUACAGUUAGUGUUCCUGCAUUGACGGUGUCAGGUGGAAAAAGUUCCACACUCUGAUAUGCAACGACCAAGUACUCAUAUGAGUCGCCAUUGUAAUGAUUGUAUUAGGCUUCCGUUGCGCAUGCAACUGCCGAAGAAAUGCUAGAAUGAUGAUCUCUUUCAUGUGGGUAAAUAUUCUACAUUAUUAAAUUUCUUCAGGAACGAGUGUAUCAAGCGAAGCGUUUCCUCAUCCUCCAGUCAUUCACCAACAUCGAGUGUCAGGUAGUUUGUAUUCCUAACUUCAAGUAGACUGGAUAAAGUUCUAAACUCUUCUCUCUACCAGUAAGAGCCAUUUCUUGUUGUUGUAGUCUUACUAUAGAAGUAAACCUUAACUUAACUAAUUUUAUAUAUACUUAGACAACUAGAAAAUUAAACUGUAUACGACAGAAAUAAAAGUUUCCUCGCUGAAGGAAAAUACAUAAUCAUGAACUAAUCACUGUUUGCUCUUCCCCUUUCACUUUUCCACCAUUCAAAGCAUUAUGGGAGCAUUUUAAAAACAUCUUUCAUGCUUUCUUUAUGUAGAUGAAGAAUUUCCCGCUCCCCCAAGCAAGAAAGGUAGUUAUGCUUUGUGUAACAAUAUAUCUUUCACUUGUCAUAUUUCACCUACUUAUUUUAUUUUCUAGAUGUUAAAUGGAUAACUUCAUUUUGUAGCGAGGUAUGGAAACUACAGUUCUAGAAAUAGUCAAGAAAACUCUGAGCUCCAUAUUCAUGACCAAAACAAAACAUUCUCGGAGUAUUUUGUACAUUGAAGAUUUGAAGCCCUGAGUUAUCAACUACACGAAGUACUUAGGGUGAUAUUUUAAUUUCAUUUCAAUACGUUUGCACGGAGUAUGUUUUGUUUCAUAUUUCCGAACGUUUUUAGCUAGAGAACAACGGGUUGCGCUGUGCAGUAUAUCUUUGAGAUCAAUGAUCCUGAGUAUUUCUAUUUUUAGUGUCAUAAUGGCUUACAAGAAUGCAUCCCUAAAUGUAUCCUGCUUCUGAAUGAUGGCAUUUACGAACCUACAAGCAAUGACGUGUGUUUGCAGUUAUUAGGAAAAGCUAACGAGAUAGUGCCAUGUUAGACACCAGUCUCUUUGCGAACGUUUCAACGUUACGAUAAGGAAGACUACUAAAUAUACAGCAUGGGUACCAAUAUUGAAGCUAGGAUUUUAAAAAUAUUUUUAAUGUUAGGCACUUAUUCAACAAAGAGUUGCUUGUGUUUACGAAUUAUUUCAAACACUCGCAUUUGAUGUACUUUUCCUGAGCAUAUUCAAUAAAGAUGACAGUUAACAAACUGAAUAAUUUCUUGGAAAACUGAUCAAAGUCCUUCACGAUCAAACCAAGAACGUACAGUUACACUUUGUCUUUUUAUCUUUCAACAAGGAGCGGUUGUUCGAAUGCCUAGGUUAGCUUCAUCCUCAAAAAACGUCAAAGAAAUAUUUCCAACAGCUUGUUUUUAAACAUGGAAAUAGUUUUCCAGAAAUCAUGUCUUGAUCAAUACAAGAUUUAUUUUUCAGUUUUGAAAUAAAUAGAAGCAUAAUUAAUAGAAUAGAUGGUUUGGAAACUCAUUAGAAUAACAAUUAAUAGAAUAGAUGGUUUGGAAACUCAUUACAAUAACAAUAUAACUCAUUAUCUAUGUUAGUCAACGUUUAUUCAUAAAUUUGGUCGUUCACCGUCACGUGCGUAUUGUAUUUUUGCCCAACUAACCAACAGCAAUGUUUUAGGAAAGUUACCUAUCUGUGACUCGAACAAUAGGGUAAAUUGGAAAUUGCUAUUGGUGGAUUCGGCAAAAAUACAAUACACACGUGACGGUGAAGGACCAUAUUUAUGAAUAAACGUUGACUAACAUAGCCUGUGUCCCAGUCCACUACACAGGCUAUGACUAACAUAGAUAAUGAGUUAUAUUGUUAUUCUAAUGAGUUUCGAAACCAUCUGUUCUAUUAACUAUGAUAGAAGUGAACAAACCAAAACAGGAUGUUAAAUUUUAACCCAGGGUCAGCUUUGAACAACCGUCCCCUGACCAGAAAGCAAAUAAACUUCUCAAGCGUAUUCUCAAGCGAGUUCUUUUAGACAACAGUUUCAGAUGAGUUUAUUUAACCACUCGUGAACAUCUUUCAAAUCAGUCUCAGCUUCCCCCUUUGCACUACAUUCAAUAAUUUCAACUUUGAUCGCACGUAAAUCAGCAAAAUCAAAAUCCUUUCCUUUCUGGCCAACAAAAACUUCGUCACGACUCAUGGACUGUUCAUCUAAACCUUUGACAGCAGCAGCCCGAGUCUUGCGUAACGUAUUG